Molecule: messenger RNA, 1047 nt
Organism: Ascochyta rabiei
Lineage: Eukaryota; Fungi; Ascomycota; Dothideomycetes; Pleosporales; Didymellaceae
Exons: 1
Coding region: 1-1047 (348 amino acids)
Source: RefSeq, a predicted model, not a curated record
AUGGUUCAACAUCACCCCGGAGCCUUCGUCUCCAAAGCGAAUCUCGACCCCACCGACGUCCCUUGGGCGCUCACUACACACCUGCUUUCAAUCAGCAUACCGCAGUUCAAGCGCACAACGACGGCGCCCUUCCUGGCCCGCGCAGCACAAGGCCAGCUCCCCAAACCGCUCAUCGCGGAAUGGCUCGCCAACGACCGGCUCUACAUCCAGGGCUACAUCACGCUCGCGGAGAAUCUGACGCGCAUCGUCAAGUCAUCCACCUCACCGGCCCAACAAGCCAACGUCGAGUCCAUCGAAGCGCGACUCCUACGGUGGCUAGACGCCGCGAUCGAAAACGUCAAGCGCGAAUUCGAAUGGUUCGACGAGAUGACGCGUUCAUACAACCUCACCUCCCCAGCCCCAACAUCCUCGCAAAAGAGCCUCGGCGUCCAGCGUUUCGAAGCCCUCUUUUCACAGCUAUCCACGCAGUCCCCAAACGAAUUCCUGCCAUGGCUCGAAGCUGCCGUCUGCCUCUUCAGUACAGAGAAAGUCUACUUUGAAGCGUGGUCGUGGGCACGCAAGCAAGACCGGCGACGCAGCGCAAGCCCGCUGCCGGGAUCUGGCGCAAGUCGAUCGCGCAGCCCUAACCGCACGACGAUGGAUUACUCGAAGGACCUCGAUGGCGGCGCAAUGAGGAAGGAGUUCAUCCCCAACUGGUCGAAUAAGAACUUCAUGAUGUUUGUGGAGACGCUCGAGCGCAUCAUCAACGAGGGCGUGUCGCAGGCUGUCGCAGGCGACGACAAGCGGUGGGAGGAGGUUAAGCAGAGGGCUAGUGCCGUGUGGCAGGCGACGCUGGAUGCCGAGGAGGCGUUUUGGCCGGCUGUCGACGGCGCGAGCAACGCGACCCAUGGAGCGGACGGCGAAAGCAGCACCACCGAACUCCGCGGUCUCAUCGGUGCAAAAGACGGCAGCCUGCUCGAGCCAAACAAACACGCCUACGACCGCGACACUCGCACGCUCUCCGUUGGGCAAGAAGGUACGUAUGUGCCGCAUUUGGGACAUGUAUGA